AUCGGGCUGCAGCUGGAGCUGCUUUACUCUCGCGGUGUUUGGUUCUUUUCAGUGUUCUGUUCCAUUGCUUCAGUAUACAGUUGUUUAUGGUGGCUUCGCUGUAGUUAGUGUCCCUGUGAGGUGCUGACGACGCAGGACAACAGAAAUUCGGAAAUGAACUCAGUGGCCUUUGACGAUGUGGCUAUAAACUUCACCCAGGAAGAGUGGGCUUUGCUGGAUCCUUCCCAGAAGAAUCUCUACAUGGAUGUGAUGCAGGAAGUCUUUAGGAACCUGACUUCUAUAGAGAGCAUGUGGGAAGACCAGAACACUGAGGAUGAGGACAAUAAUCCUGAGACAAAUCCAAGUAGGCACAUCCUAACCAACUCUGGAUACAACCUAUACGAAAGUGAAGAAUAUUCUGAGAAGCCACAGAAACACUAUGGGAACUCCUUCAUUUCUCUUAUGAGCAUUCAAAGACACAUGAUAAUGGAAACCGGAAGUAAACCUUAUAAGUGUAUGCUAUGUGGGAAAGCCUUUCACUUCCCCAGUGAAUUUAGAAUACAUUUAAGAACUCAUACAGGAGAGAAACCUUAUGAAUGUAAAGAAUGUGGGAAAGCUUUCAGUCAUUCCAGCUCCUUUCGAAAACAUGAGAGGACUCAUACAGGAGAGAGGCCCUAUGUGUGUAAACAGUGCGGGAAGGCCUUUAACUGCUCUGGUUCCAUCCGAAAACAUGAACGAACUCACACUGGAGAGAAGCCCUAUGAGUGUAAACAGUGUGGAAAGGCCUUCAAUUGUCCCAGUUAUGUUCAAAUUCAUGAGAGAAGUCACACUGGGGAGAAGCCCUAUGAGUGUAAACAGUGUGAUAAAACAUUCAGCUGUUCCAGUUCCCUUCGAAAACAUGAGAGAACUCACACUGGGGAGAAGCCCUAUGAGUGUAAACAGUGCGGGAAGGCCUUUAGCUGUUCCAGUUCAUUUCGAAAACAUGAACGAACUCACACUGGGGAGAAGCCCUAUGAGUGUAAACAGUGUGGGAAGGCCUUCUUUUCUCUCACAAGUGUUCGAACACACAUGAUAAAGCACACUGGCAAUGGGCCUUUUAAAUGCAAUGUGUGUGAGGAAGUGUUUGCUUUCUCCAGUGUGUUUAGAAGACAUCAAACCUCGCAUGCUGGAGAGAAACCCCAUGAGUGUAAACAGUGCAGCAAAUGGUUUAGUUCUCCCACUUCACUUCAAAUACACGAAAGAACUCAUAACGGGGAACAGCCCUACACAUGUACACAAUGUGGUAAAGCAUUCCGUUGUCCCAGUUACAUUCGAAAACAUGAACGAACUCACACCGGGGAGAAAUCCUAUUCAUGUAAACAGUGUGGGAAGUGGUUCAGUGCUUCCAGUUCCCUUCAAAAACAUGAGCGAAUCCACACUGGAGAAAAGCCCUAUAAGUGUAAACAAUGUGGUAGAGCGUUCCGUCGGCCCGCUUCCAUUCGAAAACAUGAAGAAACUCACAGUGGGGAGAAACCCUGUGACUACAGUGUGGGAAAGCCUUCACUUCAGGCUGAUAUUGAUUGCUAGAUAGUCUUAUGAAUCUAAGUUCUGGUAAAUCCUUAUUUUCUCUCACAUAUUUUUGAAUAAAAUUAUGAAGCACACUGGAAGUG
Molecule: messenger RNA, 1628 nt
Organism: Acomys russatus (golden spiny mouse)
Lineage: Eukaryota; Metazoa; Chordata; Mammalia; Rodentia; Muridae
Product: zinc finger protein 709-like
Exons: 4
Coding region: 154-1545 (463 amino acids)
Biological process (GO): negative regulation of transcription by RNA polymerase II
Molecular function (GO): DNA-binding transcription repressor activity, RNA polymerase II-specific
Source: RefSeq, a predicted model, not a curated record